ACCAGACACAUCACCCCAAAAGUCCAACCAGCCUGUCUUUCUUACAAAGCCAAUCCCCUUUUAAACCCGCCCCUUUAUCAUGUUAAAGGGGCAUUGUUUUCUUUUCAAAUGCUUAAGAAGGUGCUAAAGCAGAUGCUUUGGGCCCUUUGACUUUUUCUGCAAAUCAAAUUCCCACUAAGAAUUUUAUUAUUCAGGGUCUGCUUCUAUAUAAGUGCUCUAAAUUUCAACUUGGUUCAUCAUCAUCAAGGAAUUUCAUAGCCUCUCAAGUUGUUGGGAUUAAUUUGGUCUGAUUGUUUAUUCAAGAAGCAGGAGUAUCGAUGGCAGCUCGAGGUGUUGUUUUGGCUUCAAUUCUUCUUUUUUCUUGCUUUUUGGAGACUUGCUGUGGGAUGAUCUCUUUCUCUUCCCUGCAAAGAACCCUUUUAGUCACUGCCUCUCAUAGACAAGCACUUUUGAAAGCUGGUGAAGAUAAAAUCACAGUGACCUGGGGGCUGAACCAGAGUUUCCCAGCUGGGACUGACUCUGCCUACAAGACAAUCAAGGUCCGGUUGUGCUAUGCUCCAAUUAGCCAGGUCGACCGCGCUUGGAGGAAGACCGAUGACAAUCUCUCCAAGGACAAGACUUGCCAGUUCAAUAUCGUGAAAAGGCCCUACAGUAACGGUAACCAAACCUUGGAAUGGACCAUCGAACGUGAAGUGCCUACUGCCACAUACUUCGUACGCGCCUACGCCUUGGACGCUAAUGGUAAUGAAGUAGCUUAUGGUCAAAACACUGACGCCAAGAAAAGCACCAACCUCUUCGACAUCCAGGCAAUCACUGGACGCCAUGUCUCGCUCGAUAUUGCAUCCGUUUGCUUCAGUGUUUUCUCUGUCGUCUCCUUGAUGGGGUUCUUCAUUGCUGAGAAGAGAAGGGCAAGGAAGUCUCAACAGUAGUGAUGAGAAAAUGCAAAGGAAAUGAAUGAAAUUGAAACCCCCCCCAAGAAAAAACAAAAUUAAACCAUCAAAUCAUAAUACUAGUGGGAUUAAUUUGCAUGUUUCAUGUUAUUAAGCUUUGAUGUAAUGAGGGCAUGAUUUUGAUUUGAAGGGUCCAGAUGGAAAGGGUUGUGUUGUAGAGGAAUGGGCAAAUAAAGAAUAUUUUGGGGAAUAUAUAUAUACAUGGUUUUAAUAGUACUAAAGAGUUGAGACUCAAAUCAUCUCCUCGUUGUGAAAGUGGGAAAAUCCGUUUUGUUAAUAGUGACAUUAGUUCUUUUUUUUUUUCCUUCUUUUUAGGUAAAUGUGGAUUUGAAUUCAAUUUUUUAAGUAGGGGAUAUAUACACUUAUAAUUACUAUUGAA
Durio zibethinus is the source of this 1329-nucleotide messenger RNA. It is a transcript of the gene WR3, whose product is annotated as nitrate transmembrane transporter. Gene Ontology annotation, molecular function: nitrate transmembrane transporter activity. Gene Ontology annotation, cellular component: plasma membrane. Lineage: Eukaryota; Viridiplantae; Streptophyta; Magnoliopsida; Malvales; Malvaceae. The record is from RefSeq and is a predicted model, not a curated record. Gene Ontology annotation, biological process: response to nitrate; nitrate transmembrane transport.